Molecule: messenger RNA, 1890 nt
Organism: Penicillium longicatenatum
Lineage: Eukaryota; Fungi; Ascomycota; Eurotiomycetes; Eurotiales; Aspergillaceae
Exons: 1
Coding region: 1-1890 (629 amino acids)
Source: RefSeq, a predicted model, not a curated record
AUGGGCCACUUGUUGAUUCGAGGAUGGGUCCUCGCCGCAUUGGCUGUGCAAGGCUUUGCCACCGUUACUCUAACAUCGACUGCUGAACCAGUCGUAACUGUCCAGCCAACUGCGACUCCUACUCCUCAGGCACACCACCACCAACACCAUCAUUGGACUUAUAUUUCCAGGGCCUUGCCCAGUCGCAAGCCUUGCAGCACUCAUUCAUCAUCUGUUCCCUCUUCCAAGGCAACACCGGCAUCAUCUGCCAAAGUGGUGUCAUCGUCUUCGGUAGCGAUUAGCGUGUCCACUCCUUACUCAAGACCUGUGACCACUCACUCGGUGCAUCACCACCAUCACCACAACCAUUGGACUUAUACUUCUCUACCGCGGCCACACCGCACUCAGUGCUCAUCUUCCACGCCUAUUUCUAUCUUGUCGUCGUCGGCUCCUAGCUCGACACCUCUCUACCAGACCACAGCCAAGGUUUCUGUACCAGGAUCUGUUGCCUCUGGAAAGCCUCAACCCUCUGGAGGCAUCCCUGCCCCGUCAGGUAGUCCCUUGCCAGAUGCUACAGGCGCACCUACAGGGUCCGAGGCUCAGUCUACUACUUCCACGAUUGUCUCCACUCGUACUGCUACCAUCACAGCCUGUCCGUCAGCUACACCUAAUUGCCCGCCCUCUUCUAAGACUACCUUUGUCACCACUGAGACUGUGGUCGUUUCGACCACAGUCUGUCCAGUGGCUGAUGCCACACAAACUACAUCUUUCCCUGCAGGAGGACAGGCAUCUGUGAAGCCUGAGGGACCUGAGUUCACUACCUCUACUGUCUUCAGCACCCGCACUGCUACCAUCACUGCCUGUCCGUCUUCUGUCACCAACUGCCCUGCGCGCUCCAAGACGACACUCCUGACAACCGAGACUAUUGCGGUGUCCACAACGGUAUGCCCAGUUGCCGAGGCCACUCAGAUCACAACCCCUUCCAUUCCGGGAGGCGAGGCCCCUACAAAGUCUGAGGAGCUUGGAUUUACCACUUCUACUGUCUUCAGCACCCGAACUGCUACCAUCACCGCAUGCCCAUCUUCUGUUACUGACUGCCCUGCACGAUCAAAGACGGCCUUCGUUACCACUGAAACUAUUGCGGUUUCUACAACUGUCCGCCCCAUAACCGAGGCUGCAGGUGCUACUCAGACUUCGUCUGUUUCAGCAUCUAUAGGCGAAAGCGCUGGUUUCCAGGGCAAUGGAGAUGAAGGCUCUGAUUCAAAUAUUUCUACUAUUUGGACCACUAGAAUCUCGACUAUCACUGCUUGUCCAGCCUCUGUAACCAACUGUCCCCUGCGUUCCAAGACAACCUACUUGACCACCGAGACCCUGGCUGUAGGAACUACUACAUAUGCUGCACCCGCACAGGCUACAUCUUCCUCCGAGGGGCUGUCAGUCACCGCCCCAGCUAGUGUCGUCGAUUCCCAAGCUACCAAAUCAGUCACUACUAUCACCACCGAAACUGCGUCUGGACCUUCCGGUUCCACUGGUGGCCAGUCAGGCUCGGGAGCGGCUACAAUGUACACUGCUCUCUACACUGUCGAAUCAUGUGGCAACAGCGGUACUUGCACGGAGUAUGUCGAAACUGUGGUGAUGACACAGACAAGCGUUGCUCAGCCCACUAUGACCUUCUCCAUGUUCAAGCCCGUGUAUGGCUCCGGAGCUGCCGGCAUUCCUACUGCCUCUGCCUCCUCUGCACAUGUUGGACAACAGGCUAGCCAGAGCAGCGGAUUGGCUGCGCAUGGCUCUUCAAGCACGAGCAGUGCGGCGUACGCUGUCUACACUGGUGCUGCAUCUGGGAGCCUCCAAUGGUCUUUGCUGAAGAUAUUCGGCACCGCCAUGGUUAUGUUGGUAGCAUUGCUGGCUUAG